Anopheles moucheti is the source of this 1291-nucleotide messenger RNA. RefSeq names its product ubiquitin thioesterase otubain-like. Gene Ontology annotation, cellular component: nucleus. The transcript has 2 exons. NCBI's taxonomy places the organism in Eukaryota, Metazoa, Arthropoda, Insecta, Diptera, Culicidae. The record is from RefSeq and is a predicted model, not a curated record. Gene Ontology annotation, molecular function: cysteine-type deubiquitinase activity; ubiquitin binding. Gene Ontology annotation, biological process: protein K48-linked deubiquitination. The coding region runs from base 201 to 1034 and encodes 277 amino acids.
UUGUUGGUAAAAUGUCCGCCGCUUAAGCCUCGAAUUUCCGCAAAUUUGUUGUCUGUGUAAUUGUCCGGUAUUGUAACGUGUAAUUGCUGGUUCUUCACUGUACGGAGAUAAGCGCAACGUAGCGCUGUUCAUUCCGGAGGAGGAAUAUUAAUUAGGCAACCGUGCAAACGAGGGAAGAUUCCCCACAGACUUUACACGCCAUGAGCAACUCAGAGAGUAGCAGCAGCAGCAGCAGCGGCAGCAAAAAUGCAAAAUCAGAAGAAAAUCAAGACGAGCUGAUUAUAAAACAACAGCGCGAAAUUGAACAAGAGAUUGCUCAUUCCAAUCCGCUAGUCAGUGAGUCGCAGCCGAUCUCCAGCCUCAACCAGGAGUACCUGGACGAUCCUGUCUACAUAUCAAAAAUUAAAGAUCUCUCCUCGAAGUACCGCGCGAUUCGGCGCAGCCGUCCAGAUGGGAACUGCUUUUUCCGAGCAUUCGCAUACGCUUACCUGGAAUAUUUGGUGCGGAACAAGGACGAAUUUCAAAAGUUCUACGAAUAUGCGUCCAAAUCUCGGGAACGGUUAACCGAAGCCGGCUUUCCGCCAUUUACGAUCGAAGACUUUUACGAUACGUUCAUGGAGGUGAUUAACAAAGUGAAACCGGAUGGGGACGACACCGCCGCUGCCCUCAACGAGCUGCACAAGCUAUUCAACGAACAAGGGUACUCGGAUUAUGUCGUCGUGUAUCUGCGACUGAUUACCUCGAGCCAUCUGCAGGAAAAGGCCGACUUUUACCAGAACUUUAUCGAUGGUAACAUCACGAUUGUAGAGUUUUGCCACCAGGAGGUGGAACCCAUGUACAAGGAAUCGGAUCACAUUCACAUUAUCGCUAUCUGCUCCGCACUGGAUGCUGGGGUGCGGGUCGAGUACAUGGAUCGGGGCGAUGGUGAUCAGGUGAUUGCUCACGAUUUUCCGGACGGUUUCAAACCGAACGUCUAUCUGUUGUACCGUCCGGGGCAUUACGAUAUUUUGUACCCCAACAGUCAGCAGGCGUAAGGUGUGCGCAUGUACCAGGGGAUCCCUUGUACCGGGUAGUUCGGUGCAUCAGUUAGGGCGUAUUAAAAUCCUUGGGUGCAUACCAACGAAGCGUGUCUACUAUGAUGUCCUAUCGUCUUUGAUUCCUGCAAAUCCAACCUUGGAUCAAACAGUACUAUACUACUUCGUCGAUACUAGCAGGCUACUCAAUAUAAAUACAUUGUACGGAAGAAUCGUAAUAAAUCCAACCACAACUCCUGAUCCAUUUUUCAGUGAGA